AAAGUCUAUAAAGAACAAUUUUAUCCUGAAGCAGAAAAAACACUACUCUCCAAAUUCAAAAUUCAGUUUAAAGCUUCUAAAAUUAAUACAAAUUUCUUCAAACCUAAGCCUAACAAAACCAUUGUAGGAAAUACAUCAAAAUCAC
Messenger RNA from Cetraspora pellucida, 145 nucleotides. NCBI's taxonomy places the organism in Eukaryota, Fungi, Glomeromycota, Glomeromycetes, Diversisporales, Gigasporaceae. The record is from the annotation of a GenBank genome assembly.